This is a messenger RNA of Aureobasidium pullulans EXF-150, 1610 nucleotides long. RefSeq names its product MFS general substrate transporter. The record is from RefSeq and is a predicted model, not a curated record. Gene Ontology annotation, biological process: transmembrane transport. The transcript has 4 exons. Gene Ontology annotation, molecular function: transmembrane transporter activity. Gene Ontology annotation, cellular component: membrane. Bases 119 to 1480 code for a protein of 453 amino acids. Lineage: Eukaryota; Fungi; Ascomycota; Dothideomycetes; Dothideales; Saccotheciaceae.
CCCAUUUCCUAUAAGAUGAUGUUGCUUGACCGAUGCUCAUCUCACCCAUCAUUUUAGCGACUAGAAAGCCACCACCGCGAUUGCUUUGUAAUAAUCUACGAAGCCUAGCAUCAAGAACAUGUCUACAACUUCCGAACAAUCACCAAUUGAACUGUCAGAGGUUGUGGCAGAGACCGAGACGAGCAACGAGACUGCUGCGAGCUCCCGUAUUGACAGGCGCACGCUUCUGAGACUGCUAAGUGCUGGCUUUUCCUUCUUUGUCGCCGGCGUCAACGACGGCAGCCUCGGUGUAUUGAUUCCUUGGGUGAUUCGUGACUAUGGCAUCAACACAGCGAUUCUUUCCAGCGUCUACGGAGCAAGUUUUCUGGGCUGGUUCACGGCCGCAUUGACAAAUACACAUCUGAGCCAAUACCUCGAUCUGGGUUCGAUACUUGUGCUUGGAGCAGUUUUGCAGGUGAUCGCUCAAGCUCUACGUGUUUGGUCGACACCUUUUGGUCUCUAUGUCACGACAUUCUGGCUCACCUGCCUUGGUCAAGCAUACCAGGACACUCAUGCCAAUGCAUAUGUUGCGGUUGCUGCUAAAGGUGCCCAUCGAUGGCUCGGUUUUAUUCAUGCUAUGUAUAUGGCUGGCUGCCUGAUUGGACCUUUCGCUGCAUCACCUAUUGCCUCUUCCAAAGGAUCGACUAGCCCGGCUUCUCCCUGGUACUUAUUUUACACUAUACCACUAGGCCUAGGUGCUGUGAAUGUUGCCCUUUGCUUGAUUGCGUUCAGUGACACAUUGCGUUUGAAGCCAAAAAUACCCGAGCCUGAAGCUCAAAACCGAGAGACUGUUGGCCGCCAACCUGAUACCAAUCAACAAGCACCAGACAGCAAGACAGCGAUUGAACUCAUCAAGAAGACGCUCGGCCAAAAAAGCUUCUGGAAUCUGAGUGUCUUCUAUUUCUUCUACCUAGGAGCCACAAUCACAGCAAGUGGAUGGGUCGUCGAGUAUCUGGUCAAUGUCCGAAAUGGCGAUAUAGUUGCAAUGGGAUAUGUUCCGGCUGGCUUCAGUGGAGGUGCCUUACUGGGUAGACUGCUUCUUCCGGAACCAACUCGCCGCUUCGGAGAGAGGCUGAUGGUCAGUAUCUACUGUAUCAUCUGCAUCGGUCUCCAAGUGAUAUUUUGGCUUGUACCCAACACAAUUGCAGCAGCCGUCGCGAUCAGUUUGGUCGGCUUCUUCUCUGGCCCUCUGUUUGCCACAGGCAUAUCCGUCGGCUCACGACUCUUCCCGGCCGAUAUUCGAGCAACGGCACUUUCACUCGUCUUCGUGUUUGCGCAGAUUGGUGGUUCUUUAUUCCCUAUCAUCACAGGGCUUGUCAGUUCUCACAAAGGUGUAUGGGUACUCCAACCUAUGCUAGUAGGAUUGAUCUCAGCGACGGCGAUCAGUUGGCUGCUCGUGCCUCAGCCGAAAUCUUCGAAUCUCGAAUUGCAUCAGGAGUAAACAGAAUGGGCCGGAGUUGGAGCAAAUCAGGCUCUUGAAAUGUAUGCAAAUUGAUAUUCUGUAUUUACUUCUCUAUAUGGUCCUUCCCAAGACGUUAAGCUUUCUUAAUCCUUCUUGCGACCAAUUCUGG